CAACCUUGUUGCACUAUUAUCAUAAAUUUUAUAACAAUUUUAUGUAGACACGAAAUAAUAAACAUAAACAUCUGGGACAAACCCGAAUGGUUUCUAGAGCGUAACCCACUUGGAAAAGUGCCCGUGGUGGAAAUGGGCCCGGCUGGCGACCUACUAAAUGAGUCAUUAAUAAUCGCCGAUUACCUUGAUGAAACAAUACCGGGCGCCCGAACCCUGGCCUCACCCGACCCAUACCAACGGGCCAGCGAUCGGGCAUUUGUCGAGACAAUACACCAGUACUUUGUGGGCCUGGAGUAUGUGUUCACUAAACCGGAUUUGGCCGCACUUUGGCCAGAGAUCGAGGUUAAUUUGGCCAAAGCUAAUAGCAUGUUAAAUAAACGUUUGGCAGGUGACCGGUAUUUAUCAGGUGUUGAUCAGCCGGGUCUUACCGAUUAUAAGAUCGCCCCUUUUGUUCAUUUGUUGCCCCUAUGUGUGGACUUUUCCGGUCACAACUCGGACAAGUAUUUUCACAAUAAGUUACCUGUACUGUACACAUAUCGCAAUGCAAUACAAUCGGACCCCGUUGUUAACAAAGUAGUCACACCGUACGAUGAGUUUUGCAAAAUAACCGACGAGUUUCGUAAAAAUAAAAUGAACAAAUAAAAAUGAAU
Molecule: messenger RNA, 650 nt
Organism: Medioppia subpectinata
Lineage: Eukaryota; Metazoa; Arthropoda; Arachnida; Sarcoptiformes; Oppiidae
Source: the annotation of a GenBank genome assembly